Messenger RNA from Cyprinodon variegatus (sheepshead minnow), 3787 nucleotides. RefSeq names its product defective in cullin neddylation 1 domain containing 4 (gene dcun1d4). Lineage: Eukaryota; Metazoa; Chordata; Actinopteri; Cyprinodontiformes; Cyprinodontidae. Bases 461 to 1156 code for a protein of 231 amino acids. The transcript is spliced from 11 exons. Gene Ontology annotation, cellular component: ubiquitin ligase complex. The record is from RefSeq and is a predicted model, not a curated record. Gene Ontology annotation, biological process: protein neddylation; positive regulation of ubiquitin-protein transferase activity. Gene Ontology annotation, molecular function: ubiquitin-like protein binding; ubiquitin conjugating enzyme binding; cullin family protein binding.
CCGUUUCAGGGGCUUUUCUGCGUCCAUUCGAGGUGUCUAUCUGUCAUUGAGCCGUUUGUCAGACAGAGGGAAGCGGACGUGUUGUGUUUCUACAUCCGCUUUUGUCCCGUGGCUCCGUGGGGUUUGAUGAAUCCCGUGUUAUUUGCCCCUCUCUUUGUAUUUGCCUCCACUGUCUGGGGCGACAACAAAGAACGGACGGCUGCUGUGAUUUCACCUUUUCUGAGCCCAUAGAAGGAUAACUAAAUCCUUUCAUGAUGACCUGCAUUGGGUUUUUGGUGUUGUGCAUUCAGUGCUCGGCCAAAUCCCGCUGACGUUGUUUGAGUUCAGAUUGUUUUCGAGGUUAAUCGAUUUUCCUCUGAAUUCCCAUCUGACUACACUAGCCAGUAUCCACAAGAUUCAUCACACCUUGCACAGGCUGAAUCUGACUGAAGACGUUGGACAGGACAGCCCCCCGUCAGCCAUGCCGCCUAGGAAAAAAAGGAGACCCUCUGCUGGAGACGACAUGUCGGCCAAGAAAAGUCGCCAAGACAGCAUUUUCAGAAAACAUGAGAGCUCACAGAUCCAGGAGGAGGAGGCGUUUUCCAGUAAAAGAUGUGUGGAGUGGUUCUAUGAGUAUGCAGCUUAUGACAACGUGGUGGGUCCGGAGGGCAUAGAGAAGUUCUGUGAGGACAUUGGAGUGGAGCCAGAGAAUGUGGUGAUGCUGGUUCUCGCCUGGAAGCUAGAUGCUCAGAGUAUGGGCUAUUUCACUCUUCAGGAGUGGCUAAGAGGCAUGGGCUCACUGCAAUGUGAUUCCACUGAGAGACUGAGGAAUUCUCUAGACUACCUGAGGUCCGUCCUCAACGACAGCACGAGUUUUAAGCUCAUCUACAGAUACGCCUUUGAUUUUGCUCGGGAAAAGGAUCAGAGGAGUUUGGACUUGAACACAGCCAAGUGUAUGCUGGGGCUUCUUCUGGGGAAAACAUGGCCUCUCUUCCCUGUGUUUAAUCAGUUUUUAGAGCAAUCCAAGUACAAGGUCAUCAACAAAGACCAGUGGUGCAAUGUUUUAGAGUUCAGCAGGACAAUCAACCUGGACCUUAGUAACUACGAUGAAGACGGCGCCUGGCCCGUGUUGCUGGAUGAGUUUGUGGAAUGGUACAAGGAAAGACAGAUGUCAUAGCUACAGAUUUGGGAGAAUAAAGAAUUACAACUAAACAAAAGGAAGUAAAAAAAAAUAAUUCAACUGUGACCACAACAACUCUUGAGUAUCAACAACCGAUAAAGCAGACGCAACAAAAUGAGUAAAGCAGUGACAGUUGGUGGCUGCUGGUGAAGGUUUGGGUUCAGGUUGGGGGCGGGGCUUUGCUGCCCAGAGCUGUUCUCACAUUUAUGCUCCCUAUGGAAGUCACAUUGUCGGUAGGUUUGCAGCGAUCCCUCCCACCCCCUCUUAAUGGCGUAGCUCUCUGUCACUGUGGCGUCUCAUAUUGCCGUCUAUGUUGGGGUAACAUGGUAUCCCACGCCGAUGAUGCAAACGGCAAGAGAAACCAACAGAGCUGACCAUUAACACAUUGUAUCCAAGUCUUAAACAGGAUCUCUUGGACCUAGGCAGACUCAAGUAUUAUAGACCCGUGCAAUGAAGUUCAACUUGAUCUCUGGACAGAUGGCACUAACUACUGUUUGUGGUUCUUCUGUAGUUUAGUAGUUCUCCUAAAAGCACACUGUGUCAAAGGCUUGACCGCAGGUUUCUGAUGGCUGUGCCGUUUACUAUCAAAAAGCCAGUUCUUUCUUUCCCUCCAUUUCUUCUUCGUUUUGCUAAUAACUUUCCGCUACCCCAUGCAAAGACUAUUCAAACCUCAUAACACCAAACAAAUCAGCAUUGCUGCUUACUAACUCUUACUACAGUGCAACAGUGAGCCGCCAGCGCUCUGCUCUGCAUUCAUUGGUCCAACGGCCAAUUUAUGUAUCUACGCUGCGUAGACAAGAGUAUUACUGUGCCUCAAACAUGAAAGUCGCUUUGUGUGUCCUGCACAGAUACCACCAAACCCAAACAUAUGUACGUGUGACCCUACGGUGCCUUUCAAAAGUAUUCCUACCCCUGUUUUUCACAUUCUGUCUAAACACAGAUUUUCAGUGCAUUUUAUUUGGAUUUAGGACGAUGAACCAACAUGGAGUAGUGAAUUGUUUGCAAGCAGAAGGCAAAUGUUACAUGGUUUUAAAAUGUUUAAUGAACAUAAGUACAUAUUUUUAUUCAACCCCUCCUGAAUAAGUUUGGUUUAAAACUGCUUUUCACUGCAGUAAUAGUUGCAAGACUUAAUUUUGCACAUAUUAAAAUCCUUAUUCAUUCCUUAUGAUUGGUUAGAUGGAGAGGUUUGUCAAUGUUAGUUUUAGAGUCUUCUUAUGAUUGUUCCUUUAGAUUUAGGUCUAAACAUUCAUUGAUCCAUUUUAUCAUAGGAGUAUGCUUUUAUCCUUUUUAUCACAGAUGUUUUUUUGUUCCCAUUUUCUUCUUUUGUUUAGCUACAUCUAGUAGUUUCCUUUUCAACUUUGACCACAACUGACUGAUAGCUGCAGAUCAGCGUUCCAAUAGCAUAAUGCUUUUUUUUGCUCCAGCAGUUGAUAAGCAGUAUUAGUUUUCCAUGUUGGCCUAAAAGUUUAACUUUUGUCUUGUCUGACCUAAACCCCUUCUUCCAUAAGUUUGCUGUAUCAUCGUACAAGUCUAAUAAUGAAUUCAACUUGUAGUCUUCUUUAAUAAUGUCUUUCCUCUGGUCACUCUUACAUAAAGGACAGAUUUGUAGCAUGAAUGACGGCAUUCAUGGUGUCCUGUCUGGCAAUGUGGCAAUAAGAAUAAUUGUCUUGAUGCCAAAAAGAGCCCAACAGAUUUUACUUUCACAAGUGGAGCAGUAGGACUUUUGCCAUAGUGUUCUGCUUGUUUUAUGCAUAUAACUUAAUCUUGUGUUAUUGAAUUUUUAUAAUUAUUGAAAUGAAGUUAUUUUGCUUUCAAACAAUUCCAUAUUGAGUAUAGAAUUAGUAGUACUGUGUACUGACAGUAAAUUUAAUGUGUUAUUUAAUUUAGACCACCAGAAAACAGCAAAGUGCUUCCAGAAGUGAUCCUUGGGUGUGUUGGCUAUGCACUGAGCAGGCAUCAGUGCUAAACACACGCCGCCUUCGCCCUCUGGUGGCUUGAGGUAGAUUUCAGACCAUAGUAUUUAAGGAAACUCUCUCCGUGUCCAGUGAGGUGUUUUCUGUGAUAUUUUUGCUGUUUGUUCUCUAAUGUUCUCCGCUUAGUUCUUUACAGAAAUGCUGCAUUUAUGCUGUGAUUAAAGUUACACACAGGUUGCAUAUAGCUGCUGAUUAUUUUAUGGCAUUUCCUUCAUGCAUUUCAAAGGAGUUAAUACAAACACUCCACAGUUCUUAUUUAAAAAACUUUAUUUUACUCUUCAUUUUUCCUCCCCUUAAAAGUGCUCUUCUGCUUUUGUCCGUCAUAUAAAAUUCCAAUAAAACGCACUGAAUUUUGUGGUUGUAAAGUGGCAAAAUGUGAGAGUUGAAGGAGUUGUAACACUUUUUGCAAGACACUGUACAUUCAGCACAUGCAGGUAGUGACGCACAAGCAGUCAGGUAAUCAUUCAGGAUGAAUUCAGACUGUUUAGGCUGUGUUAUAAGUUAACAUAGUGCCAGAUGGUGUCCAUUUUGUCUUGGUGUUUAGCAUUUGUUUGUCUUCCUCAGUCCACUGAUAGUUUGUUGGUCUCAUUUUUUCUGGUAGCGUUCCUCCAAACACUGACAGUGUUACUGUAGCUGCAGUGGAACAACUGAGACC